AUUGCCGCCCAGUUUGGAGAACGCGGAGAGAGCUGAGAAGGUCAAGGUGAUUGAAGGAUGGCGGUGGUGGUCUUGCUGGGGCUCAGCUGGUUCUGUGCCCCCCUGAGUGCUCUGGUUUUGGACUUCAACAACAUCAAGAGCUCUGCCGACGUGCACGGGGCUCGGAAGGGUUCACAGUGCUUGUCUGACAAGGACUGCAGUUCCAGAAAAUUCUGCCUCAAGCCUCAAGAUGAGAGGCCAUUCUGUGCUACAUGUCGUGGGUUACGAAGGAGGUGCCAACGUAAUGCCAUGUGCUGCCCUGGAACACUGUGCAUAAAUGAUGUUUGUACUACAAUGGAAGAUGCAACCCCAAUAUUGGAAAGACAGAUGGAUGACCAAGAUGAUAUAGAAACAAAAGGAACAACUGAGCAUCCAAUUCAGGAAAACAAACCCAAAAGAAAGCCAAAUAUUAAGAAACCACAAGGCGGGAAGGGACAAGAGGGAGAAAGAUGCCUUAGAACUUUGGACUGUGGAGCUGGACUCUGCUGUGCUCGUCAUUUCUGGACUAAAAUUUGUAAGCCAGUUCUGUUGGAGGGACAGGUCUGCUCUAGGAGAGGGCAUAAAGAUACCGCUCAGGCUCCAGAAAUCUUCCAGCGCUGUGACUGUGGUCCUGGACUAACAUGUCGAAAUCAAGUGACCAGCAACCAACAACACACACGGUUAAGAGUAUGCCAAAAAAUCUAAAAAACUAAAUACUUCAAAAUAAAGACAACUCCUUAUUGUAUUCAAACAAAUCUCAGACAUUAAUUUAAAAAAUCUUUCCCAUACAAGGGUGCCUGGGUGGCUCAGUUGGUUAAGUCUCUGACUCUUGGUUUCA
Felis catus (domestic cat) is the source of this 856-nucleotide messenger RNA. It is a transcript of the gene DKK4, whose product is annotated as dickkopf WNT signaling pathway inhibitor 4. Bases 58 to 723 code for a protein of 221 amino acids. NCBI's taxonomy places the organism in Eukaryota, Metazoa, Chordata, Mammalia, Carnivora, Felidae. Gene Ontology annotation, biological process: negative regulation of canonical Wnt signaling pathway; multicellular organism development. The record is from RefSeq and is a predicted model, not a curated record. Gene Ontology annotation, molecular function: co-receptor binding; receptor antagonist activity. Gene Ontology annotation, cellular component: extracellular region. The transcript is spliced from 4 exons.